UUAUUUACAGCAUAGGAAUACACACAACUAUUUCGCCUGCUAAUAUUCCUGCAUACAUUUCAACAGAUUUUUCUCAAAACAUGGAUGCUCUCAAACUCAUCUUCCUCUUCACUCUCCUUGUCCCUCUCACAUCUGCCACAAACAUCGUUGUCGAUUAUUGUGUGGCAGAUUUAACUUUCCCAGUUGGACCAGCCGGAUACUCUUGUAGAAAUCCGGCUACUCUUACAGCAGAUGAUUUUGUUUACACUGGUUUAGGUGCUGCAGGAAACUUCUCUACUACUUUCAAUGCUGCCGCGGUUCUAGCAGUUGACACUACGUUCCCUGCCUUGAACGGUCUAGGCCUUUCCAUGGCACGAUUAGACCUUGGUGUAGGUGGAGUUAUUCCAAUCCACUCACAUCGAGCAUCAGAAGUUAUUCUUGUAGUCGAGGGGACUAUAGUUGCUGGUUUUAUCGACACAAAUAACACUGCAUUUCACAAAACAUUGAAUAAGGGGGAUAUUAUGAUGUUUCCACCUACGUUGCUCCACUUCCAAGUUAACAUUGGCAAAUCUCCUGCUCUUGCAUUUGUUACCCUGAAUAGCGCUAGUCCUGGCUUUCAAACUACUUCUAUUGCUCUAGGUGCAACUGACCUACCUACUCAUCUGAUUCAGAAGGUAACUCUGUUGGAUGCUAGGGAGGUCAGGAGGUUGAAGAAUAUCUUUGGCGGCAGUAACUAAUAAUAUUUCUAUUAUAUAUACUCAUGAUAUAAUAAUUUUACAUAAUCAUACAAAAUAAUAUCGUUACAAAUUAAACGUAUGGAGAAUAUCUACAUAUAUUCUAUCACCUUCUUGUAUAGUCUACAAAUGGAGUACAGCAUUACAUGAUUGCCUAUGUAAAAUUGAAUUACAUACAUGUACUAGGCAUUCUUUAUUUUGUAUUGCUUUGAUGUAUAAGAUGUAAUAAAGACAUACUCCCUCUGUUUUUUUUA
Messenger RNA from Beta vulgaris subsp. vulgaris (sugar beet), 967 nucleotides. RefSeq names its product auxin-binding protein ABP19a. Gene Ontology annotation, cellular component: cell wall. Lineage: Eukaryota; Viridiplantae; Streptophyta; Magnoliopsida; Caryophyllales; Amaranthaceae. The coding region runs from base 81 to 716 and encodes 211 amino acids. The record is from RefSeq and is a predicted model, not a curated record. The transcript has a single exon. Gene Ontology annotation, molecular function: manganese ion binding.